Molecule: messenger RNA, 6149 nt
Organism: Mirounga angustirostris (Northern elephant seal)
Lineage: Eukaryota; Metazoa; Chordata; Mammalia; Carnivora; Phocidae
Gene: ZNF512B
Product: zinc finger protein 512B
Exons: 17
Coding region: 39-2864 (941 amino acids)
Molecular function (GO): zinc ion binding
Source: RefSeq, a predicted model, not a curated record
CAGUAAAACUGUCAAAGGUGGGAGGGGCGGGAGCGCGCAUGUGCGCAGCGCGGCGCGCAGCCUGCGCCGCCCGGACCCCGCGCCCCGCGCCCAGCGCCCCGGCCCCGGCCCCCGCCCCGGCCGCCGUCCCGCUGGGCGCCGCAGAGAUGACUGAUCCCUUCUGCGUUGGAGGAGGCCGCCGGCUCCCAGGGUCCACCAAGAGUGGACCUGGGAAGGAUGGAGGCCGGAAUGAGGUCCGACUUCCUGUGCUGCACGACCCACCAAAGUUGGGGAUGCCGGUGGCCCGGGGUGGGCAGACAGUGCCCAGCCAGGCCCCACUCUGCUUUGACUCGGGAAGUCCAGCCAGUGACAGGACCGAAGGGAAGAAGAAGGGGCGUCCGAAAGCUGAGAACCAGGCCCUCCGAGACAUUCCUCUCUCCCUGAUGAACCAGUGGAAAGACGAAUUCAAGGCACACUCAAGGGUGAAGUGUCCAAACUCAGGGUGCUGGCUGGAAUUCCCCAGCAUCUACGGGCUCAAGUAUCAUUACCAGCGCUGUCAAGGGGGCGCCAUCCCAGAAAGGCUGACCUUUCCCUGCCCCUUCUGUGAGGCUGCCUUCACCUCCAAGACCCAGCUGGAGAAGCACCGCAUUUGGAACCACAUGGACCGACCCCUGCCUGCCCCCAAGCCUGGGCCCGUCAGCCGGCCAGUCACCAUCAGCCGGCCCGUUGGAGUCAGCAAGCCCAUUGGAGUGAGCAAACCGGUCACUAUUGGCAAACCUGUGGGUGUCAGCAAACCCAUCGGCAUCAGCAAGCCAGUGACGGUCAGCAGGCCUGUGCCGGUCACCAAGCCAGUGACGGUCAGCAGGCCUGUGCCGGUCACCAAGGCUGUCACGGUCAGCAGGCCUGUGCCGGUCACCAAACCCAUGCCAGUCACCAAGUCUGUGCCGGUCACCAAGGCAGUGACUCUCAAUAAGCCAGUGCCAGUCACCAAAUCCGUGCCGGUUACCAAACCGGUGACCAUCAACAAACCGGUGCCGAUGACAAAGCUUGUGACAGUUGCAAAACCCGUGCCAGUCACGAAGCCAGUGACGGUCAGCAGGCCCAUUGUGGUCAGUAAGCCAGUGACGGUCAGCAGGCCCAUUGCCAUCAGCAGGCACACACCACCUUGCAAAAUGGUGCUGCUGACCAAGUCUGAGAACAAAGCUCCUCGUGCCACAGGGAGGAGCAGCGGUAAGAAAAGGGCAGCGGACAGCCUGGAUGCCUGCCCCAUCCUGCCAAAGCAGGCGAGGCCCGAGAAUGGGGAGUAUGGCCCCUCCACCAUGGGCCACAGCUCGGCCUUCCAGCUGAGCACAGACCCCAGCGGCAGCCCCCUCUCCCUGGGCAGCAGGCUCUUGGGGAGCAAGGAAGCACCGAGGGCCGCAGGCCCUGUGUCCCCACCUGAGGAGGGAGCGGAGCGCACAAAGCACAGAAGGAAACAGAAAACACCCAAGAAGUUUACAGGGGAGCAGCCGUCCAUCUCAGGGACCUUCGGACUCAAAGGCCUAGCCAAGGCAGAGGACAAAUCCCGCGUGCACCGCGCCAAGAAGCAGGAGGGGCCGGGCCCCGAGGAUGUGCGGAAGAAGGUGCUGGCUCCGGCUAGUACUGUCAGCAAGGAAGUGCCGGCCCCCACGGCCCACCCAGCUCCAGGUGGCCCUGAGGAGCAGUGGCAGCGGGCCAUCCAUGAACGGGGGGAGGCCGUCUGCCCCACCUGCAACGUGGUCACCCGAAAGACCCUCGUGGGGCUCAAGAAGCACAUGGAAGUGUGUCAGAAGCUGCAGGACGCUCUCAAGUGUCAGCACUGUCGGAAACAGUUCAAAUCGAAGGCCGGCCUCAACUAUCACACCAUGGCCGAACACAGCGCUAAGCCCUCUGACGCUGAGGCCUCGGAGGGGAGUGAGCAGGAGGAGCGGGAGCGGCUGCGCAAGGUGCUGAAGCAGAUGGGGAGGCUGCGCUGCCCUCAGGAGGGCUGCGGGGCCGCCUUCUCCAGCCUCAUGGGCUACCAGUACCACCAGCGACGCUGUGGAAAGCCUCCGUGUGAGGUGGACAGCCCCUCCUUCCCCUGCGCCCACUGUGGAAAGACCUACCGCUCCAAGGCUGGACACGAUUACCACAUGCGCUCAGAGCACACGGCCCCGCCACCUGAGGAGCCUGAGGACAAGCCCCCUGAAACUGAGGACCUGCUGGGAGUCGAGCGGACCCCCAGCGGCCGCAUCCGCCGCACCUCAGCCCAGGUGGCCGUAUUCCACCUGCAGGAGAUUGCAGAGGACGAACUAGCUCGAGACUGGACCAAGCGGCGGGUGAAGGACGACCUGGUACCUGAGACUGCCCGGCUCAACUACACUCGGCCAGGCCUCCCCACGCUCAACCCCCAGCUGCUGGAGGCAUGGAAGAAUGAAGUCAAGGAGAAAGGCCAUGUCAACUGCCCCAAUGAUUGCUGUGAAGCCAUCUACUCCAGUGUGUCUGGUCUUAAGGCGCAUCUUGCUAGCUGCAGCAAGGGAGACCACCUGGUGGGGAAGUAUUGUUGUCUGCUGUGUCCGAAGGAGUUCAGCUCUGAGAGUGGCGUCAAAUACCACAUCCUCAAGACCCACGCAGAGAACUGGUUUCGUACUUCGGCAGACCCACUUCCCAAACACAGGAGCCAGGACUCACUGGCGCCCAAGAAGGAGGAGAAGAAGAGUCUGGUGGGCGGAAAGAAGCGAGGCCGAAAGCCCAAGGAGCGGACCCCUGAGGAGCCCGCGCCUAAGAUGCCCCCCCGUCGGGACGACUGGCCGCCAGGAGGCAGAGACAAGGGGGCCCGGGGCUCCACUGGCCGGAAGAUGGGAGCCAGCAAGGCCCCUGAGAAGUGAGCGUGGUGGCUGGCAGGUGGGUGGGGCCUGGCCCCCACACUGGACACCAGGUCCACUCUGUUGAGGGCGGGGGUAGCUGGUUCCAGCACCUUCUGCUCUCCAGUUCUCCAUCCCCCACCCCUGCCUGUUCAUCUGUCCAGUGGAGGCAGCCAGCCCCUCUCUCCUACCUGAAGGUGGCCCCCCCCGUGCUGGCUGUGGAGGGCACACAGGGCUGGGGGUCCCUUGGGGGAGGGCCUGUGGCAGUAACAGACGCGCAGUAGUGUGCAGGGACAUUCACAGGCCUGGCAGAGUCGGGGGCCCCGGGUGGGCAGGAGGAGGGUCUGCAGCUUAGGCCUCAGGGCCACGGGGCGGUGCAGGGCAGGCAGAGGGCCUUCACCGUGUGAGCUCCAUGCCCCGUCUACUUUCUCAGGCCCAAGGCUUGGGGGUCCUUGGUGACCCAUGGUUCUGGGCUGAUGAGGGCACCUGAGCAGCCUCACCUCUCCACCCGACACUGGACCCCAGCACCCCCAGCUACCUCCCAGGACAGACCCUGAGUCUGACUGCUACCGUGCUGACCUGACAGCCUGCCCCACCAUGGCCUCCCUUGUCCUUCCGCCUCUGGGUCCUCUGCUUCUGUUCUCUACCUCUCCAGGCCUGCCCUCCCCUGCCUGUGCAACCCUUGCUGUGCUUGGGCCCCUUCCCCACUGGCCCCUGUCCGUCAUGGUGGGUGGACUCUCUGCCAUCCCAUCUCCAUGGGUGCUCCCUGCCUGGGGCGAGGGGAGGGUUCUGGUCUGACCUGCGGGCUGCAGGAGCAGGGGGUGAGGGGGCCACGGUGGAGCACAGCUUUGCCUCCAAUCUCCAGCUUCGCUAAUGCCACUGCUCUAGGUUGGGGCAAGUCCAAUGGGUUAGAGAUGGGCCAAUCUAGGCUCUGGGGUCAGCCUGGGGCCCACAGGCAUGUGGGGUGGGGAACUGGGGCCCAGCCCUGAGGAGUAAUCCCUGUGGGAAUCAGCCUUCUGUCUGCUGGUCUGGGUUGGCUUGUAGCUAGGCUCCCAUGGGAGUCCCCAUCCCCCCUUUUUUACCUGCCCUUUUGUUUCUGGUUGUGUGGUCUUUUGAUAUGAGAGCUAAAGGCCAGGGAGGGAGCUUGGCCAAGGUCACAUUGUGUUGGUGGCAGCUCUGCAGCUCUGUGUUGGACCCCGAAGGGGAUGGCUAGGUCUGCAGGUUGGCUAGGGUUCAGGCUGGAGCUCAGGGCACCCAGGGGAGGCGGCCACACUGCCUCUGGUCUCCUCCCUGGGCCCCACCUUCCAACUUUGGCAGUGUAGGGAGGAGGGGGAUCCUCAGAGCCCCUGGGUUUGGACAGAGGCUGUUUCCCACUGGGGGGCGGGGGUGGGCUGAGGGCUCGGUCUUGCCGAUCCUGGACGAUGUGAAUUUUGAUAUUUGCCUGUGUGCGUGUGUCUCCUGGGUGUAGUGGAUGCCAGUCUUGUUGCUGUGACAAGUAACAACCUUUUUUUUAUUCUGUUUUUUAUACAAAAACACAACAAUCUGACAUUUUGGUGCUAAGGGUUUCCUGGUGCCGACGGUGGAUCUGGGGACUGAGAGGGUGUCUCUCCCCUGCUCAGGGAGGCAGUGCUGACUGGGCACCUCUCUGCCCCCCCACCCCCAGCUCCCGUCCUCAUCUAGUCCCAGGAGAGGAGAGGCUCCCAGUCGGGCUCAGCUCUCCUAGCUCUGCAGUAAGGAGACAGGUUCCAGGGGAGCCUCUGGGGCACGUCGUGCUGCCUGUCUCCAGCUUCUUCCUUUGGCCAGAAGGCACUGACUUGGGCAAUCCUGGCCUGAUGUGGUAGGGAGGGGGUGUAGAGACAUGGGCUACCCCCAGUCACACACACCUUGAUUUGAUCAAAGGGUAGAGGCGUGGGCAGAUGGGUGUGAUCCAGUGUCAAAGGUCACGGGAGGGCAGUGUGGGCAGGGCUUUGGACUGCAUGGGCAGAAGGGUUUUCUUUUCCGUGUUCUGGGUGUCACUAUGGUGUACAGCUGGUGGGGGCAGAGCUGGGGUCAGGCAGCCACUUUAGGAGCAGCCUUGGGCAGGGCUGGCAGGAGCCCUAGGUGCAUUUUGUCCUUGUCACCAGUGGCUGGAGGAGGUUGGACCUCAACACCUCUGCUGGGGACGGCCGUCCGCCCCAGCCUCUCAGGUACUUGGCCCUUGGGGAGUGGGGGGCUGGUUUUUUGCUGGGGGAUGAGUUUCCAGGUCGCCCCCUGAAGUCCACAGAUGGUCCCUGGUUUGGGAACCCCGCCGAGAUGUGUGGGAAGAGGUGGGGUCCUGGGUAACUUGAUGUUUAGCACUUUAACCCCCUUCUUUGUCUUUAAAGUGGGUGUGGGGAGCUGCUGCCAAACGUGGCUGUUGGGUCGGACCCCUCUCUCCCUUCUUCCUUUCCUGCUUCCCAUGCUCUGGUGAGUGGCAGUGGUGAGCUGGUCGGCAGAGCCCUCCUCCAAAGGGGGCAGAGCCCUGGGGGGCUCAGCAGGAUCUGCCCAUCUCCCACUCUGGUGGGCGUUCAGCCAGGUAACCACCUGGCCUUGAUUGACACCUUCAAUGAGAGGGACUGGCGUGGCAGACCCCCCGGGGCAUGAUGGGCACGGACCCUGCCCAAGACCCAAGCCCAGGGCACAAUGCCAGGUCCCUUUCUGAAGAUCUACCUCUGGCCCCGCCCACCCCCUCCCCAAUCCUGCCCUGAGAACAGGAAAGGGCCGACUCAAGGGGCUGACACUUCACACAAAAAUAGGAUGCACUUUAUUUGCUUGUGCAAAGGCAGAUGAGGGUGCAUCCUGGUGUGACCAGUGGCCCUCCCAGCCGUAGCCUCCAUCCUGUCCCUCCGGUUCAGAAGGGAGAGAACGGGUGCACCCUGAUCUGCGGAGGGCAGGGCUGUCCCGGUGUGUCCAGUUCGGUGGGCCCCAGGUGGCUUGCCCUGGAGGCCUGGGGUUCGGGGGCCUGGCCAGCACCUCUGGCCCGGCAACCACACAUCCUGUGCUUUGGGUUUCUUGGUUUGGGUUUUUUAAUGCCAGUUCUCCGUACAUAAGUGCAUUUUGAAAGAGAGGUUCCAGCUAUCACUUGUAACCAUAUAUAUACAUAUAUAUUCUAUCUACAAAGUGUUUAUUUGCAAGAUGUUUUGACGGUGAGCUCGGGCCCUGCCCACCUUGUGACCAUCUGUCCCCGGUCCUCGUCCCCGCCUCCCCGGCCCACAGUGGCGUGGGGGUGGGCCAUCAACUGUAUGUAUUAAAUAUGACUGUAUCAAAUAAAUGUUUAUUGAUUUUUUUCCA